Messenger RNA from Copidosoma floridanum, 3782 nucleotides. RefSeq names its product nose resistant to fluoxetine protein 6. The record is from RefSeq and is a predicted model, not a curated record. NCBI's taxonomy places the organism in Eukaryota, Metazoa, Arthropoda, Insecta, Hymenoptera, Encyrtidae. Gene Ontology annotation, molecular function: acyltransferase activity, transferring groups other than amino-acyl groups.
ACGCGCUCACACUUCUCUCUCUCUCUCGAUUUGUCACAGCUGUGAUUGCUGUUUAAUUUAAUAUUUGGCAAAAUCGAGAGGGGCUGUGUAUCGCUUUGUUGUUCGAUUGACCCGAAAUCGUCGAGGCUUCACCUCGGCGGGAUCAUGUGUUUUUGUUGAAUACAAAAGUUGAAAAGGUUUCAGUAAAAUCGGUACAGUUAGAAACUAUGACGUGCCAAAGGACAGCAGUGCCGGGAAUCGUUACAACCAUCCUGGGGUUGGUCGUGUGCGGUAUCGCGCUGAUAACUGGUGUCGAUGGUACGAGCCCGGAAACUACCCUCCUUCGAUUGCUGGAGCGGCCCUUCGCGCCUGUCGAAGGAGCGUCGGCCGAAUGCUCGAGGGACAGCAAAAUUUAUUUUGCCGAGCUGCGCAAGUACAAGCCUUGGGCCCUGCAAAUGUACGAUGCGUCGGCAAAAAUUUCCCCAGGAAUUAUAACCGGCAAUAUACAGCAGCUGGGAAAUUAUGACGAAUGCCUGCGAGUCCAAACGGAUCAGACGUUCAAUGCCCAAGUUUGCAGUGCUUCCGUAAGGUUUGAGAUUUUAAAAGGACCAAGGGUUUCUCAGGAAUUGGACAUGAAGGACCUGCUGCUACGAGUCGCCGAGGCUUCGAAUUCCAAGAAUCCCGUGGAAAAGACGGUAGAUUACGAGUGGAUGUGGUGCGUGCCGUCGACCUGCAACCACACGGAGAUCGGCGAAGCUAUAGAGCUCGCCCUCGAUCCCCUCAAGGUGGAGGACCGGCUGGAUUUCACGGUAAACGUCAACGCCAAUUCCUGCCGCUCGUCUAGUUCCGACAGAUAUCCCUUCGACCUCGUGGAUUGGUUAUACACUGGCGUAGUGUUGGUUUUUCUGGCGAUAAUCGUAGCCAGCACCUGGUACGAUCUUCACACAAAGCACGACAUUGAGGAACGCAAGCGCAAAGGAACCCGACACAAGCUGUUGACGGCGUUUUCCGUGUACACGAAUGGAAAAAAGCUGCUGAGCACCAAAAGAAGCUCGAAUUGCAUCGAAUGUCUGGACGGAAUCAGGUUCAUCAGCAUCUGCUGGGUAAUUUUUGGUCACACCUUCUUUCUCGAGGCCGUUGGCGUUAAAAUGGACCGCAGUCAAAUGUUAAAGAUGCACGUGGAGUGGAGCUCGAUGCUCGUGCUCAACAGUAACAUCGUCACCGAUGCCUUUUUCCUUCUCAGCGGCAUUCUCCUGGCCUACACGUCCUUGGCCAAGACAGGCAAAGAGUCGAAAUCUUCCUUCAACGUCUUCCAUCUUUAUCUGGGUCGCUACAUCAGAUUGACUCCGGCUUACGCGAUCGUCGUGGGAUUUUAUGCGACGUUGUUCGAAAAAUUGGGUUCGGGUCCUCGCUGGAGCAUUUGGAUCGGCACCGAUAAAAACAACUGUCGAGCCAAUUGGUGGACGAAUCUUUUGUACGUCAAUAAUUACGUAAAUGUCGCCAACAGUUGCAUGUCUCAAAGUUGGUAUUUAUCGGUUGACAUGCAAUUAUUGUGGCUAUCGCCGAUUUUUCUCUAUCCGAUGCUCAAGCUCAGCAGUGGAUUAUUUUUCAAAAUCGCGACAAGCAUUGGAAUCACCGUCUCGGUUCUCUUGCCGUUUUUCAUCACCUACUUCAUGCGUCUAACCGGGACUAUGCUGUACUACAAAGACUUGAAAGACCUACAAGACGUCUAUCUGCAAAUAUAUACAAGGGUGUACACGAGAGCUGGGCCUUACAUCAUCGGGCUGGCUUUUGGUUACAUGUUGUACAAAAACAGGGGCUACAAGAUGAAAAUUCACCCGUUGAUUGUUGUCGUCGGGUGGUUGACAGCGAUCAUCAGCGGCUCGUUGGCGAUAGUAGGUCCCCGUUGCAUGUACUUCGACGAUCACCCCUAUGACAGAUUAGAGGCUAGUUUUUACGCAGGUUUUCACAGGCACGUGUUUGUCGUUGCCAUAUGUUGGAUAAUUUUCGCAUCCGUCAAUGGAUACGCCGGAGUGAUAAACAGUUUACUGUCGUGGAGGUUCUGGGUGCCACUGGCCAAGCUCACCUACAGCGCCUACCUGACCCAUUACAUUGUCCUCCUCUACAACAUCGCAAUAGUGCGCACAUCGAGCGAUUUCACGACCUUCGGUACAGUGCACAGCUUCUGCGGGAAUCUUUUCCUCACGAUGAUCAUGUCACUCAUCCUGAGCAGCUGCUUCGAAAUCCCCUUCACGACCCUCGGGGUGAUACUGCUCGGCUCGUUGCGCGGGACAACGCGGGACUCGGGGAAAUUCAACGGCUCCAAAAAGUCGAUCGGCACGUCCAGCGAGGACAUCAUCAACUCUAACUCGACCAGCGUGGAGAGCGUCCUCUCCAUCAGCAACUCGGGCCACUGUUGCGUCAGCGUGGAGCCGUACUCGAAAAAUCACGUCAACUCCAUUUUCGACCCCAAGUACGUUGUCAAUCCGAGCACGUAUUGAGACGCGAGAAGGCGUUUCGCGCUUUGCUCCCCCGGGUCAAAGGUGCCGAGAUUUUUCGUUCGAGUUGCCGAUACUCGCAACGAUGGAUUCAAGCGCUGCGGGGAAUUUCGAUAGACGAUGCUUGCCUGUGCGCCUUUUACGUAAGCAACGACAGUUUGCGUUUGUGUUUUCAACAAUGUCUGUUGAUUAGGUCGAAUGGACCUGUGGCUUUUAGAGGUACCAACCGGCUAGUAGUCGAAUUUCAUGAGCAUUCAUUCAUGUUCCGUACCAUUUUUCCAUUUCUUAUUAAAUAUGUUUAAAAAAUCCAUGUUACAAUCCCAAAGUUCAAUAAGAUUUUUAUCGGGUUCUUGCUUGAUUACCUUCUAUAAAAUUUUGAAGUAUGAUAUAUUGUAACUCGAUAAACAAUCCCUCAAUAUUUAUUUAUUUAUUUAUUUAUUUUUUUUGCUAUUUUUGUACUGCAAUGAAAGAAACUUUUAGAUGUUGUUUUUUGCUCUUACGAAACGCUUUACUUUCACGAAAACAUUUUUUACUUUACACUGUUUGUGAUUUCUGAAUAGUUGUUGGUUGUAUGAAGAGAAUUAUGUGUUUAAGAGUUAUAAUAUUUUGUUAAAAAAAAAAAAAAAAAAUAUUCAGAGGUUUAUUUGCAUGACAUAUUUAUAAAAUUAAAUAAUAUGUAUGUUAAUUUUCUUUCUACAGUAACAUUUGGGUGCGUAAUUUGUAUAUAAUAGUUGUGUUAUGUAAAAAAAAUUAUUUAUUGUAAAAAAGUUAUAUAAAUGUAAUGUACACACAACAAUGUGCAGUAGCAGCAUUGAAAAGUAUUUUUAAAAAACGUAAAUAUUUUUUUUUUUUGGUUGUAGAAGACGAAGUAUUAAAGUUUUAAUGAGCUGUUGAUUCAGAUAGUACCCAACGCAGGUAACUAUUAUGAAAAAAGAGUAACAAAUAAAAGAGAUUCAAGUAGUUAGCGUGUGUAUAAUUGUGUAAACAAUACCUUGGUACACAAUCCACUUUUUCUUUAAUAUGGUACUUUGCAUGUAAAUAUUUAUACUUUCAAUUAAUAUACAUCAAUUAAAUCGACCAAAUAUUAUUUACACAACAUUCCUAAACUUAUGAUAUUUAUUGCAUUAUAAUAGCAAUCGGUACCUACUGUAAUAAUGUCGUUUAAUUAUUAUACAUUAGAUACUCUAAUAUAACUUGAAAGUUAAGGUGAUAAACUAUGUAUAGAUAUUGCAUAUUUGUAGACUUUGGCACAAUUAUUUUGUUCAUUUUGUAACACUUAAAAAAUUUUUUUUUGAGUAAAUACAU